ACGCAAAACAAAAUUUGCACACUGACUUAUGUGCGUCAUCACUCCGUUUGACGAAACUUUUCUCAACUGAACUGUUUUGGCGCAAUUAGUCUAAUACAUCCCUGCCAUUUUCAAUUUUUUGUUCCCUUAAACACUUCUGGCAAUCCUCCUGACAAACAAAACGUAUUGUCAUACAGUUUCUAUUUGACAAAGGAAUCCCUCCCAAUAUUAACGAAACGUUUUGCAACUGAACUAAUUAUUUUUGUUUGGUGGAAUGAAUACAUCCCACUUGUCGAAUUUCUGAAGUAGCACGACAGCUAAUGACUGUACCGCAUCCGGCCUGAAGAAAACUUCCAGCUGCAGAGUAUAUUUUCCGAAUCGUAGUACAGGGAGUUUCCACAACGUCUCACACAAUGAGAGGCGAGAGGGGUCGGGGCCGUAGUGGCCGUUUUAUGACUCGCGGGGGAGGUUCUGCGCCUGGAUUUCGGCCGUUUGUGCCUCACAUCCCAUUUGACCUCUACGUGUGUGAAAUGGCCUUCCCACGACUAAAUCCUACCCCAGAUGAGACGGCCUUCAGUGAUGCCCUACUGAAGAGAAACCAGGACCUCAGUCCCACCUCUGCUGAACAGUCAUCCAUCUUGUCACUGGUCACCAAAAUCACCAACGUCAUUGACAACCUAAUAGUUUCAGCUGGGGCAGUGGAGGUGGAAAUAGAGGAAAUGAGGCAGGUGGGCUCUUAUAAGAAAGGGACCAUGAUAUCAGGACACAAUGUUGCAGACCUUGUUGUCAUUCUCAAGAUACUGCCCUCUUUGGAGACGGUGACCGCUCUGGGAAAUAAGGUGGUGGAGACCCUACGCACCCAGGACCCUUCAGAAGUGCUGUCCAUGCUUCCUAAUGAGACCGGCUUUGAGAUCAGCUCUGCCGAUGCGACCGUGAAGAUCCUCAUUGCCACUGUGCCUCCCAACAUGCGCAAGCUGGAGCCUGAUGUGCACAUAGAUGUCAAGCACCUGCAGAAUUCCCUGGCUGCAGUUCGCCAUGCUCGCUGGUUUGAAGAGAGUGCCUCCCACUCCACGGUGAAAGUCCUUGUCCGUUUGCUGAAGGACUUGCGGACCCGUUUCUCAGGGUUUGAACCUCUCACCCCCUGGAUGUUGGACUUACUGGGUCACUGUGCAGUCAUGAACAAUCCCACCAGACAGCCACUAGCCCUCAAUGUUGCCUUCAGGCGGAGCCUCCAGAUGCUGUCAUCAGGGCUUUUCUUGCCUGGUUCAGCUGGGAUCACAGACCCCUGUGAGAACGGACACUACCGUGUGUUUACUGUCAUGAACCUAGAGCAACAGGACAUGGUGUGCCUCACUGCUCAGACCCUGGUGAGGGUGCUGUCACAUGGCGGCUACAUGAAGAUUCUGGGUCUGGAUGGAGACGCUAGCUAUCUGAUGGAGGAGUUGUCUACAUGGGAUGGAGUGACCGUAAAGCCUUCUGAGAAAGCGUAUGAGAAGAUGCCUGAGUUAGAGUUGGAGAUGGAUGAAGAUGGUGAUGCGGAAAUGGAGAGCAUUGAAGCUAAAGAGAGCAAAGAUGAUAAAGAAUGAUGGUGGUAAAAGUAUUUUUGAGUGCCGUUUAACUGUGUUGACUGUUCUCCUUUUGAAGGGAUUUGUUGUGCCACCUACUCCAGUUUAAUAAGGGCUUGUUUUGUUUUCACCCAAACCAGAUGCUAGCGACAAAGUGUGGCGUCCAAUGUUUCAUGUCGAAUCAUUUUAUAUAUGGUGUUGUUUACUGAAAUUGUACAAUGUUCUCUCUGUUGUAUAUCUAAGAUUUUGACUAAAAUGUUGCAUUGCAUAUUCUGAUUCAUUUGAUCACUCCCAAAUGCUGUAUAGUUUUUGAAAAUGAUGCAUUAGUUUGUAGUCUGAGCAGCUACGGUCCUGUUCCAGACAGUGGUGUGGUUGUCAGUAGUACCAGGGCUUUAAUGAGCUCAGUUGCUGAAUCCCUCAACAGCAGAACUGAAAGAUGUCUUGAUCAGUUAGAGGAGGUGUGAAGGGAGGGACGCCCUGUCAGCAAAUUAAACCAACAAUUUGCUUAUGAUUAGAAACUUUUUCUCUGGCCAAACAAACGUCUAGAUUGAGCCAUUGCUGAGUGUUAUCUUUAACCUAAUUAUUAACUUUCUGGUGUUUCUUUUACUGUUUGUUGGUUAUUUGAUAUUAAUGAGUAUUGAUCAUGUGUAUUCAACUCUGGA
Molecule: messenger RNA, 2206 nt
Organism: Esox lucius (northern pike)
Lineage: Eukaryota; Metazoa; Chordata; Actinopteri; Esociformes; Esocidae
Product: interleukin enhancer-binding factor 2 homolog
Exons: 13
Coding region: 393-1565 (390 amino acids)
Source: RefSeq, a predicted model, not a curated record